GCUAAACUCUUUCAGCCCUCUUGCAUGAGGGAUCUCGGGCACUUCAACCCGUCCGAGCAGGUUUAACCCAGCCUCCAUGGCGGAAACUGCACGAGCCCAUACGUGGCGUCGUCACCGACGUGGGGCGGGAUCCGAGACACUCCGGCCAGCAUGAUCACUCUCUUCUCCCCAACACAACUCUGCAGACAAAUGAAGGAGACUGGCAGGGUGGGGGGAAAGGGAGCUCAUAUCUGACCAGGUCGGAUCAUGACCCCAUGUCCACCUUGUCUAAUCAAUAAAGCACGGAUCAGCAGCACGCUGCACAAGGAUAUAACUGCAGGCGUGGACUGCUUCCUGAGAUCAAGGCUUCCCAGCUGGUUCGUGGAUGUCCAAGAGCUCAUACCGGCGGCGACCUACGGAAAACUGGAGUCCAACGCGAGAGCUGCCUUACAACGCCAUCGAGACGCUCUGUGGACUGUAUCCGCGGAUACUCGCCGACAACAUAUGGUUGGAUGCAUUCUGAGGGACCUGCAAAGUUCAAACGCUCUAUCCGAAAUUUACAUCAUGUACGAAUACCGAGCCCUUGUGGUACUUCAGCCAAGAGCACGCGACGAACUUCAGCAGCGAUUCACAACAGCCUCAGCGAAAUCUGCUGAGCACCUUCCCUACGAUCCAACGGAGCUAUAUACGGCCCUCAAGGAAGAGAUAUCCUUAUACGUACGGUCACCCGAAUUCGCUGCGGGCGUGAAGCCGUGGCUUGACCUAUGGUUCGAAUGGGACAUCACACAGUGGGAGGUGUUCGAAGCAGGGUUUUGGGUCACUGGCCCAGAAGGAGUACUUGUUCAAGUGCGAGAUGAGCCCAAUACACAGGUAAUGGUGGAAGGAGCCAUGCCCAGCGUCCAGGAAUUGAGAGCCGUGCCCAGCGCCAUCCAAGCGCGUCUUUCACGAUCGCGGAUUCCAUUUUAGUAUAUCUAUCAAAGAAGUCGUUUCCAGCCGUUAAUUUCG
Messenger RNA from Microdochium trichocladiopsis, 984 nucleotides. RefSeq lists its product as uncharacterized. The transcript has 2 exons. The coding region runs from base 247 to 945 and encodes 232 amino acids. The record is from RefSeq and is a predicted model, not a curated record. Lineage: Eukaryota; Fungi; Ascomycota; Sordariomycetes; Xylariales; Microdochiaceae.